Messenger RNA from Doryrhamphus excisus (bluestripe pipefish), 2666 nucleotides. RefSeq names its product tRNA 5-methylaminomethyl-2-thiouridylate methyltransferase (gene trmu). The record is from RefSeq and is a predicted model, not a curated record. Gene Ontology annotation, cellular component: mitochondrion. Gene Ontology annotation, molecular function: sulfurtransferase activity. Lineage: Eukaryota; Metazoa; Chordata; Actinopteri; Syngnathiformes; Syngnathidae. Gene Ontology annotation, biological process: tRNA wobble position uridine thiolation.
UCACCGGAUGAAUGUACGACACAAUAUAUGUCGUGCGACGUUAUGUAACGGUUUGGUUAUGGGUCGCCUUUGAAAUUAAAAUUAAAGGUUCCGCUUUGACUGGUGAUUCUCGCCGGACGUAUUUCCCCAACGGACUACACGCCUCUACUUGUGAAUGAUGAGCUAAUUUUCGUUCGUUCUUUUAGCUUAAAAUAAAUGAGUCUCGUGACCGGGAAUUGUUUAAAAAGAUGGGUGUUAUAAGGCACGUCGUGUGCGCCAUGUCAGGCGGCGUUGACAGCUCCGUUGCGGCCUUGUUAUUGAAGAGAAGAGGUGAGACGAAACCCCAUGGGUCAGUUUAUUAGGAUAUAACGUGACUGGAGUGUUUAUGAAGAACUGGGACUCCCUGGAUGAGAAAGGAGUAUGUAAUACAGAGAAGGAUUGUGAGGACGCCUACAAAGUGUGCCAAAUCCUGGACAUCCCUUUCCAUCAAGUGUCAUAUGUUAAAGAGUACUGGCAUGAAGUUUUCAGUAAUCUGUUGAAGGAAUAUGAGAAGGGCCGGACUCCAAACCCGGAUAUCCUCUGCAAUAAGCACAUCAAAUUCAAUCAUUUCUACAAAUAUGCUAUCACAAAUCUUGGUGCUGACGCCAUGGCGACCGGCCACUACGCGAGGACCUCUCAGGAAGACGAAGAGGUUUUUCAGCAGAUACACAAAACCGUGCCCCUGGUGUUGUUCAGAAACCGCUUUGAGUUCAGAAACCCAGUGAGGAUGUACAAGGGAGCCGACUUGCUUAAAGACCAAACAUUCUUCCUGAGUCAAAUCUCCCAGGAUGCCUUGAGGCAAACCUUGUUUCCGCUCGCCGGGCUCACUAAAGAGUUUGUGAAAAAGAUGGCGGCUGAAGCAGGCUUUCACCAUGUGCUACAGAAGAAAGAGAGCAUGGGCAUCUGCUUCAUUGGAGAGAGGAACUUUGAAAACUUUAUUUUGGAGUACCUCGAACCUAAACCUGGAAACUUUGUGUCCAUAGAGGACGGCACUGUAAUGGGAACACACAAAGGUUGGUUCACUCUGACUCUGGGCCAGAGGGCGCGGAUAGGGGGCCUGAGAGACGCCUGGUUUGUGGUAGACAAAGACGUCAUUACCGGCGACGUAUUCGUGGCCCCUUCCACCGAUCACCCAUCUCUUUUCCGUGACACCGUGCGAACGGACCGCUUCCACUGGAUAACGGUGGACCCGCCUCCCGAACUGGCCAGGAGCAAAACGAUGACAUGCAACUUCCGCUUCAUCCACCAGAUGCCGCUAAUUCCUUGCACUGUGACACUAAACAUGGAUGGCUCUGUGUGGAUCUCACUUUCGCAGAGAGUCAGAGCUUUAACACCUGGACAGUUCGCAGUGCUCUACAAAGGUGACGAGUGUCUGGGUAGUGGCAAGAUCAUCCAGCUGGGUCCCAGCGAGUUCACCAUUCAAAAGGGACGGGAAUGCUCGGCGGUGGUGGCUGCGCGGCUCAAAAACGAGAAGCAGGAUUCAGAACCAGUCAGAUGACACCACCUCAUAAAGUACACUAUUUCUUGAGUAUUUAUUGCACAACUCCAAGACCAUGGAUGGUUAAACACAGUUAAGCUGACUUUUACUGUUUCUGCUUGUUUAUGCAUUGAUUGUUAAACUGUCUACGAUCACUCAUGUGCUGUCCAGAACUUGAAAAAUCAAGUUAUAAAUAAUUCAAGUUAGCAGUUCAUCAACAAACAGUAUUUUAAACAAAAAUACACAAUAUUACACAAUACACAAUACUUUUUUUCCACAGUGGCGGGGUAAGGGUCCUUGGCGGCUCAAAGCAAGAAAUUCAUGGGGCCCGCCCCCAGCCCAUCCAUGCACCCCGAAAAAAAUGUUUGUUUGUUUUUUUGCACAGAAGGCCUGUGCGGGGGACCCCCAGAGGGGGUUUGCUACGUCUUGCAUUGUUGUCAUUUGUGUGCAGUACAUGUAUUAGCACUUGGGACAUGCGGUUUAUAAAUACAAUUGCCGGAAAAUAAAUAGAAAACAUCCUGAUAAAAUAAGAAGAAUAUAUUGUUCAAUAUAGCUAAGAUAUAUUUUAUUGUUAUUGUCACAUGUAUUGCUUUCUUCCCCCCCAAUGUUUUAAUUGGUAAAGAUUUCACUAAAAAUGUUAAUCGCUUAAAUAUCAUGCUGUGUGUUGAUAUUUUUCUGUAGGUAACUUGAUUACUGAAAAGUGUAAUUUUCAUUACAGUAGUUUUCAAGGCAUUGUUGUACUUUAAUCUUUCGCUAUGUUUCCAAAAACAUGCUAGGUUAAUUGGCGACUCCAAAUUGUCCAUAGUUAUGAAUGUGAGUGUGAAUGGUUGUUUGUCUAUAUGUGCCCUGUGAUUGGCUGGCGACCAGUCCAGGGUGUACCCCGCCUCUCGCGCAUAGACAGCUGGGAUAGGCACCAGCAUCCCCCGCGACCCUCGUGAGGGAAAAAGUGGUAGAAAAUGAAUGAAUGAAUGAAUGACUGAUCAGGAUUGUUGCGAUUAGGUACCUGUUGCGAAUGCUUGUAGUGCAGGGUUUGUCCGUAGGGGGCGGUGUUGCACAAGAUAAAUCUUCCCGUUAUACUGUAUUGUGUUUUUUGGGGCACAAAUGAAUAAAGCUAGAUCAUUUAUUAGAACGUGACAUCUUUUUAAAUGACCCUUUUUAUUGAAUUGUGAAA